Molecule: messenger RNA, 492 nt
Organism: Pelobates cultripes (western spadefoot toad)
Lineage: Eukaryota; Metazoa; Chordata; Amphibia; Anura; Pelobatidae
Source: the annotation of a GenBank genome assembly
AUGAGGCGAACCCCCGCACCAACAUCUCCAGCCAAAGCCCCAUCCUCCACCACUGGAGUGUAUUGCUCCUUGGGUAGCAGAAGACAAGGCUCCAACCAAAGACAUCAAAACGGAAGCCCACCCCACCACCAGCCCGGCAGACACGCGCCGGGUGAAAGAGCAGACACAAGCACGGAAGCAAAGUGCACCGCCCCAGACCAACAAAGUAUUGCCUUCACUAAAAGGCCAGGGCCCACGGCGACGACCCCCACGAACCGCAUGAGCACAAAACAACAGCCGGUAGGAGCCAGCCCGGCACCACCGGACAAGGAGCCCCAGACCGCCAACAAAGCCACCAACACCAACUGCAAAAACACACCAAGCACCACAAAAAACCCUUACCUUCAAGAGAGGAGAAUGUCCGUCAGUGGAAGCCUCACGCUUUCUGCCACCCGGAAGUAUCUUGACAGAAAUGUUUACAAACAUUCUGAAAGGGUCUAUAUGAUCUGCUGA